This is a messenger RNA of Ruditapes philippinarum (Manila clam), 543 nucleotides long. RefSeq lists its product as uncharacterized. The record is from RefSeq and is a predicted model, not a curated record. Lineage: Eukaryota; Metazoa; Mollusca; Bivalvia; Venerida; Veneridae.
GAUAAGACUGUUGAAACGUUCAACUACACCAUUUGAAGACGGUUCUUUUGGUCAUUAGCUGCGUUUGAUAACAAAAUAGGAAAAUGUUUAUAAAAGGGUUGACUUUAUUGGUUGUGGCGUGUAUUGGUGCUGAAGCAAUGGUUUGCUUCCAUGGUAUAUGUGACAGACUUCCUACAAGAGAGCCACUCACCGGCUGUAAAGGAUCCGUGAUUAAAAAUGGAGGAUUUUGUCACUGUUAUGAUGUCUGCGCCAAGCAAGAGGGGGAGACUUGCCAAUCACGUCCCAUUAGAGGCCGGCCAAACCUCGGUACCUGUGACACCGGGUUGGUGUGCGACGCUCAAGAACAUAUGAUCAUAGGCGCAGGAAAGUGUGUUAAAUCAGAGGAGACUAACGUGACUGCACCCAAACAAGACAGAUCGACACGAACGCUAUGUGAGCAGAAAAGAAUCUCCGCAAUGAUAUCGAUGAUUGUUUACAGAGGGCAAUGGUUCCCAAAAUGUGACGCCGCCGGUCUCUUUAAAGCUGAACAGUGCGAUAAUAUAA